This is a messenger RNA of Labrus mixtus (cuckoo wrasse), 4019 nucleotides long. It is a transcript of the gene arrdc1a, whose product is annotated as arrestin domain containing 1a. Gene Ontology annotation, molecular function: ubiquitin protein ligase binding; ubiquitin-like ligase-substrate adaptor activity. Gene Ontology annotation, biological process: protein transport. The coding region runs from base 73 to 1428 and encodes 451 amino acids. Gene Ontology annotation, cellular component: cytoplasm. The record is from RefSeq and is a predicted model, not a curated record. NCBI's taxonomy places the organism in Eukaryota, Metazoa, Chordata, Actinopteri, Labriformes, Labridae. The transcript has 8 exons.
AACGUGCUCGUUGUUAGGGCUGAGCGCACAGGUGAGCUGAGCUUCAGUCUCGCUGUGUGGAUCAGGUGAAACAUGGGGAAACUUCAAGAGUUUGAGAUCACGUUUGACAAAAACAAAGAGGUGUACAGUGCGGGAGAGUCGAUCUCUGGAACCGUGAAGAUAAAGCUGGCUCAGGCUCUGCUGUGUAAAGCCAUCAAAGUGAACUGCAAUGGUUUCUGUGGCAUCACCAGUAAGGUAAAUGACACGGCAUGGACGAUGGAGGAGCAGUACUUCAACAGCUCCGUCUCUGUGGCAGACAAAGGAACCCUGAAAGAGGGAGAACACACUUUCCCCUUCAAGUUUCUCAUACCAGAAACGGCUCCAACAUCUUUCGAAGGAAACUACGGUCGGAUCGUUUACAGAGUGAGGGCUUUCAUCGACACUCCACGGUUUGCAAAGGACUACAACACGGAGAAACCUUUCUACAUGCUACGACUUCUAAACCUGAAUGAAGUGCCAGACAUAUGGGGAACCUCUUCGUCUGCAGUGACUCAGCAGUUCACCUACAUGCUGAUGAAAACGGGCACCGUUGUCCUGAAGGCUCAGGCUGACAUGAAGGGUUACACACCGGGUCAGAUCAUCCAGGUGACAGCCUUAAUCCACAACCAGUCAGGGAAGAACACAGGCAACAUGGCCGCCAGUCUGAUGCAGAGAGUGACGUAUGAGAUGAAGAGGCCGGUCCAUGAUUUGAGGACGAUAGCGGAGGUGGAGGGAGGUGUGGUGAAGGCUGGUAAGGAGGUGGAGUGGAAGGAGCAGAUCAUCAUUCCUCCUCUUCCUCAGUCCUCCCUCGUCGGCUGCGAUCUUAUUAAGAUUGAAUAUUAUGUCAAGGUCAGUCUGAAGUCUCCGGAUGUCUCGCUGACGUUACCCAUCCACAUCGGGAACGUCUCACUGGACAAAAAACUGCGCUCUUCCAAAAAAGCAGCUCCUCCUUCCUCCUCCAGAGAUGAAGCUACACCAGCCCCCGUCGCCACCCCCGACAUCUCCAUCUCCACCUAUGAAACCACCCCCACGCUGCCUCCUCGCCCUGCCCCUAAACCCGCUCCCCGUCCCACCCCGCGGUCCCGGAUGUCCUCCCAUAAUUCCCCCAGUGCUCCUCCAGCUGAUUACCAGCAGGGGGCCGAAGGCGGAUCUCCGAUGAACGACGGGUACCCCAACAAGCGGCAGUCUCAGCUGGUGUCGCCCAACGCCUUCAGCUACGCCCCCGGCCUCUUCUUCCCCCAGAACCAGCAGCAGAACGUGCCUGGUACAGUACCGGGUGGGUCCCCAGGGGCCACAGCUCCAUACCCAACUGGGGGGGCCGUCGCCAUGCCAACACCAAACAUCCUGCCUCCCGACUACGGCACCUCAUCUUAUCCACACGAGGGUGACGAAGCCAGCAAGACGUUGUGAGAAGCUAAACAAUCAUGUCGGCUGACAAGGUACAGUAAUAUUAAUGGAUUUACCCCAAAUAUGACUCUGCAAGCGUCUUCAGCCCAUUGUUUACAAACUGUUUGCAGUUACACAGCGUAUGGAAACCCUCUACUAAGGUCAUAAAAUACAGUAAAAACACAAUGCAACUAUAGAUGCCCGGUGGUUAAGGGACCCCUAGUCUAUACGACCCAAAAAUAUCCCAAAACAAUGAAUGAUAAAAGUAUUAACUGUGUGAUAUAUAUAUAUAACAGAGGGUUUGUGCAUGUCUGACUGUUUGUGUUACAGAGGCGCCUCCUUCUUAUGACGAGAGCUGCAACACAUGAAGAACCAGAAAAUGUCCUCCAGGAUCAGUUCAACCUAAAAUCAAACAAAAGCUUGAGCUCCAGCUGUAGUUCCAGUCAUUUUUAAACCAAAUUGUAAGUUUCAAGUUUUAUAAAUGUCACGGAAUCAAGAUUUUGAUUUGAAACUACAGUCAAAUAACCUUCAGCUCUGCUGCCCAGUGAACAAGGAGCCUCUGUCAUAAUCCCACUGGAGUUAUUCUUAACUUGUUUUGUAAGUUUUAGCACUUUGAAAGAAAGGACAGAUGAGGAGAUAAUGCUUAGUUUUAUGUGCUGAUCUUUAUGUGUUUUCAGUUUUUUAGGAAUUCCGUCAUUGGCGUCUGUGAUGUCACAUUUUAUGUAAAAAAAAAAAAAAUCUGCAAAGCAAACCAUCUCAUUUAUUGUUUCCGAAGCCUGUUGAUAAUUAACCCGAGGAUUUCUCUUAUUGUUAACCUUUAUCCUUUUAGGCGUUUUAAUUUGAAUGAUUAAAACUGAGUGGAUGGUUUGCUUUGGAAAGAUCUCUUUUAUUUACCUUUGAUCAGCUUUUUUUUAUGUUUUUAUGGCUGUGAAAAAUCAAGACUUAAAGGUCACAUAUUAUGCAAACUUCAAUCCACAGUGUUUUUCUAACACUAAUAUGUGUCUCUAGUAUGUCUACAAACCCCCCAGUUAUGAGUCCAUCACCAUCCUCUCUGUCUUUUGACCUGUCACAUAUUAUGCAAAAUACACUUUACCAUGUUUUUCAAACACAACAUGUGUCCCUAGCCUGACCACAAACCGUCCAUCCUCUCCGUCUUUUGCCUGCUCCACUUUUCAGAAAAUGUGCGAUUUUCCCUUGAUGACAUCACAAAGGGCAGUAGCCCCUCCCCUAGGUGGGUGACACUCUCACAGCUAGGUGUUUGUUCUGCCACCUGAGUCUGCCUUCUCACCGUAAAGAGUUGGGCAUGGAGUAAAAAGCCAGAGUCACACCCCCUCCAGAGAGGGGGCGUGGUCAGACACAGCUCAUUUACAUUUAAAGCUACAGACACAGAAACAGCCUGUUUCUGGGCAGGAUUGAAAUAGAGGGGUUUAUAGGCAUGAUCAAAUACAGGAUCAGAGUGGAUUUAGAACAAUAAACUUCACAGACAUGUUUUGGGGAGCUCUGAGGCUUAUUUAAACUGGUUGUAAAGGAAAUUCAUAAGUGACCUUUAACUCAAUGUUGACAUGCACAUAUAGUAGGUUUGUCUGACCAGCUGCAAUCCUUGUUUACAAUAUUCUCAGUAGUUCAGGUGACUAUAGAUAUCCAAACAUGUUCUUAAAAUAAAGAUAAUGAAGUUAAAUGUGAUCAGUCAAAUAACAUUUUUUUGAACAGUUUAAGACGUCCAUAAUUAUUUUUAUUAAUUAAGGCUUUGUUAUCAUAAAGCUGCAAUACAAACAAGGGAAAUGACACUUAGACAAACAACAAAUUGAGAUAUAUACAAUUAUAUUAUAUACAAGUGGUCAUAACUGAUUUUAUACGGCAAGAAAAAUAAAUUGCACAAGUCGAAAUAUGGAUCGUACUUCUUCAACGAUGUGCUGUGUGACCAUAUCCUGAAUAGAUAUUGAUGUUUUUUUUACCCAACAUCCCUAAAGUUUGUUUUAUGUUCCACAUACCUGAACUGUGAAACUACAUUAACAUAAAGGACCAACCUUUUUUUUACAACAUCCUGCGAUAGUUGAUAUUUUCUACUAUUCAAAAAGGAAUAACUGAAAUCAAUAAUUAAUCCAAAACAUUUUUCGUUUUAACAUUUUUGAAUAAUUAUAAUAUUUCUACAUUUGGAGAAAUAUAUUUGUAAUAUGCCAAAUGUGUUUGACCUUUAACCUUCAGUCCGAGACUCCCCUUAUAAAUGAUUAUAAAACUGGUGAAAGUUGCUUAUGAUCAGCUCUCCAGAUUAAAUGUUAAAAAGCUCACCAUAGACUUCCUUUUGAGAAAUGCCUCUGUUUACUAUAAUUCUCUUCUCUUUGUUUUGUAUGUAUGUAGGUUAUAUUGUUUUUCUCCUACUGAAUGGUUCUUAGUCCCUUCUUUUUUAAACUGCUGUAAAUGAACGCAGAAUCACUUAAGGUGUUAUUUUUAUUCCUUUCUUGUUGUUGUUCACAUUAUUUGUCAGAAUCAGAGAGUUCUGUGAAUAUGUCUUCAUAUUACUUGAUCAUGUUAAAUACAUCAAACAUGCAGAAGGUCAACAUUUUAUUUAUUUAUUGUUUUGAUUGAUCUGGAUUUCAAUAAAACUGUAAAAACUG